GGCAUCACUCUUGAUGAAUAUUACAAGCACCAUAACUGCUGGAAUUGCCAUAAUUCUACAUAGCUUUGAUUUCGUUUUCUCAAUAUACCCUUAUUACCGCUGCAGUUAUGGUCAAGUCUAUGAUGACUAUCUUGAUUGUCAGAGGAAUAAGUCAAUGUUCUUGGUCUGUAUAGCCCUUUUCAUAUACUACAAAUGCAGUCUGUAACAUAUGUGAUGGGAUCAUUUUGAGCAGUCCUGCAGCCAUUAGGUUCUAUUUCAGCUUCAUAUGUUUUGUUUUCCCCUGCCUCAGAGCAGGUCACGGGGGAUUGCUGGAGUGAUGCUGGUGUUGUCAUUACUGGAGUUCAUUGUCUCCAUAUGUGUGUCUGCGUUUGCCUGCAAAGCCACCUGCUCUUCCAACAAUGACCAGGUUGUUUACGUUUCAAGCCAGGUGCCCCCCUCUUUUCCCACCUCCCACCCGUCAGCACCUCCACAGGGUACACAGAUGCCUUUGCUCCCAACCAGUGUGGUAGUUCCUCCUCUUCAUAUCUUCAGUGCUGAUGGUUGCAGAAGAGGCAAACCUCAAGAUCUGCCCCCAGAAUACACCACAGAAGUGUCUGCACCUCCACUCCACGCCUCUGAGAUGCCUCUUUUCCCAACCAGUGUGGCUCCACCUUUUCAUCUUAGCAGCAUUGAUGGCCUGAGGAUUGGCCAACCUGACGAUCCGCCCCCAGCAUACUACACUACCCAAGAAUGAGUCAUGUGACUACAUGUAACAGGGGAGACGUUGGGUCUCCAGCAAAUGGCAACUCAAUGAAUUUGGGUCCUAAUUAAAUUCUCAGUGAGUAUUGAGUAAGGCUGAAUAAGUAAAGUCUAGUAAAUAAAUCCUCAAGGCUUUUAGCAUGCACUGAGUCACUUCUUUGACUUCCAUGUCUUUGAAUUGAAUGCAAUUAUAGACGAGAGGAGAGCACAUCAUGCAUAACUUUCUUGAACAUUUGUUAAAUGAUUAUAAAUAAUAAAAAAAUGUACCCAAGUUUAUGUGUCAGGUACUUUAUGUUUGUUAUGUUCAAUAGAGCUGAU
Messenger RNA from Clupea harengus (Atlantic herring), 1056 nucleotides. Its product is annotated as protein TRACHEARY ELEMENT DIFFERENTIATION-RELATED 7A-like. Gene Ontology annotation, cellular component: membrane. The record is from RefSeq and is a predicted model, not a curated record. The transcript has 4 exons. The coding region runs from base 266 to 733 and encodes 155 amino acids. NCBI's taxonomy places the organism in Eukaryota, Metazoa, Chordata, Actinopteri, Clupeiformes, Clupeidae.